UCUUCUACCACUACUAGCCUCCCCCAUUUUAACUCAUCAAAACUAAAUGCCCCCAAAAAAAACCCUAACCCUAUCAACCUUAAUACUCACUUAGGCAAAAGCCUGAAAACGAAGCAACGAACUCUCUCUCUCUCUGCCUCUCUCAGCCAUGACCGACGUCGAGCUCUCUCGUUCCGAGAAAAAGAAGAAGAAGAGCAACAAAUCCAAAGAUGAGGCUCAACCACAAGACCAGUCACAGACCGACUUCGAUUACCUGAUCAAGCCCCAGAGCUUCACUCCCUCCGUCGACACCUCUCAGUGGCCGAUCCUUCUCAAGAACUACGACCGCCUCAAUGUACGCACCGGACACUACACUCCUCUUCCCUCCGGUUACUCCCCUCUCAAGCGUCCUCUCGCCGAGUACAUCAGGUACGGUGUUCUCAAUCUCGACAAACCCGCUAACCCUUCGUCUCACGAGGUCGUCGCUUGGAUCAAACGGAUCCUCCGGGUCGAGAAAACGGGUCACAGUGGUACCUUAGACCCGAAAGUCACUGGAAAUCUCAUCGUCUGUAUCGACCGAGCCACCCGUCUUGUGAAAUCGCAACAGGGUGCCGGAAAAGAGUAUGUCUGUGUUGCCCGGUUGCAUUCGGCGGUGCCGGAGGUCGCCAAGGUGGCUCGGGCGCUGGAGACUCUGACCGGGGCGGUGUUUCAGAGGCCGCCGUUGAUUUCGGCGGUGAAGAGACAGCUUAGGAUUAGGACUAUAUAUGAGAGUAAGCUAUUAGAGUAUGACGCAGAUAAGCAUUUGGUUGUUUUCUGGAUAUCUUGUGAGGCGGGAACGUAUGUGAGGACUUUGUGUGUUCAUUUGGGGUUGAUUCUUGGUGUUGGAGGGCAUAUGCAGGAGUUGCGUCGAGUGAGGUCUGGUAUUAUGGGGGAGAAGGAUAACAUGGUGACGAUGCACGAUGUGAUGGAUGCACAAUGGGUUUAUGAUAAUUACAGGGAUGAGACUUAUUUGAGGAGGGUAAUAAUGCCACUGGAAGUGCUUUUGACUAGUUAUAAGAGGCUGGUGGUGAAGGAUUCCGCUGUGAAUGCGAUCUGUUAUGGUGCGAAAUUGAUGAUUCCAGGGCUGUUGAGGUUUGAAAAUGAUAUUGAGGUUGGGGAGGAGGUUGUGUUGAUGACUACUAAGGGAGAGGCCAUUGCAUUGGGUAUUGCAGAGAUGACGACGGCGGUGAUGGCCACUUGUGAUCAUGGGAUUGUUGCGAAGAUUAAGAGGGUGGUAAUGGAUAGGGAUACUUAUCCGAGGAAAUGGGGGUUGGGACCGAGGGCUUCAAUGAAGAAGAAGCUAAUUGCAGAGGGGAAGUUGGAUAAGCAUGGAAAACCGACUGAGAAAACCCCCUCAGAAUGGUCGAGGAAUGUGGCUCUCCCGACAGGAGGGGAUUCUGUGGUUGCGGGCCUCGCAGCUGUGACUGAACCAGUUUUGGUGCAGGUAGAGGAGGUUGAGAAGAAAAAGAAAAAGAAAGAUAAGGAAAAUGGAGAGGAAGGGCGUAAGCGCAAGUUGGAUGAAGUUGGAGGUGGUCCUGCUCCAGAUGGUGCUAAGAAAGCAAGGGUUGAAGUUGAGGGAGCUGAGGAGGUGAUAGUGAAGGGUGAGGGAGAGGUUGUGGAAGUGAAGAAGAAAGAAAAGAAAAAGAAGAAGAAGAAAGAGGGUGAUGAAGCUGUGCCUUCUGAUGUGGAGACGCCUAAGAAGGAGAAGAAAAAGAAGGAUAAAGAGAAGGAACAGUCUGGCUCAUCAGAUGAGGAGAAAUCUGAAAAGAAGAAAAAGAAGAAGAAGAAGAAGAAGAGUAGUGAAGAUGCAGUGAAUGGUGAUUCCUCUGUUUUUCCAACAGCUACUACAGGGAGUGAUGAUGACGCAAGCAAAAGUGAAAAGAAGAAGGAGAAGAAGAAAAAGAAGAGUAAGGAUGCAGAACAGGAGUAAUGAAGAGACUGGACUCUCAGCUUUGAUGGGGAUAAUUUCUAUUUGAACCAGGCACAAAUAUUCCUGGCAGUAGAUCUAUUGAGGUGGGAUCAAAUGAAGUUUGAGACAUUUUGCGACCUUCAAAAGACAACGGAUAAUGAUACUGUUGGGGAUAUUAGUUUUAGUAUUAGUUGUAUUUUGUUUCAUUUUGAUGAGGUUGGUGGUUGCUAGCUCUUGUUUGCUCAUCUUCCUUUAAAAGAACAUCAUUUGCAGAUUGGGUGUGCCUGAGGCAGGAUAUUUAAAUUAGCUGAUUGGCAUGCCUUUCAAAAAUCAAAAUGCAUAUGGAAUGGUUUUUGGUU
Molecule: messenger RNA, 2286 nt
Organism: Cornus florida
Lineage: Eukaryota; Viridiplantae; Streptophyta; Magnoliopsida; Cornales; Cornaceae
Product: H/ACA ribonucleoprotein complex subunit 4
Exons: 2
Coding region: 149-1948 (599 amino acids)
Biological process (GO): box H/ACA sno(s)RNA 3'-end processing; mRNA pseudouridine synthesis; snRNA pseudouridine synthesis
Cellular component (GO): box H/ACA snoRNP complex
Molecular function (GO): pseudouridine synthase activity; RNA binding
Source: RefSeq, a predicted model, not a curated record